This is a messenger RNA of Caenorhabditis elegans, 1470 nucleotides long. It is a transcript of the gene col-177, whose product is annotated as Col_cuticle_N domain-containing protein. The record is from RefSeq and is marked reviewed. NCBI's taxonomy places the organism in Eukaryota, Metazoa, Nematoda, Chromadorea, Rhabditida, Rhabditidae.
AUGAAGAAGAAGGAAGUCGAAAAAGAUGAUUUAAUAGAAAAUGCAUCCCGAGUUGCUUCGUGUAUUUCUAUAUUUCUUAUAAUCGCAUCAACAACUAUGUACAUUUUCAUAGGCCUAAAAAUUAAUCAUAUAUCACAUAGACUUUACAAUCAUGCAAAAGGCUUUGAGAUCUUAAAAUUAGACGCGGAAACGGAACUUUUGCACGUUGAAGAUGAACAUAUUCGAACAUCUCGUCAAGCUUGGAGAAAACAACAGCAACGGUGGAGAAGUGGAAACGGUUCUGGAAACCGGAGAAAGACACAGUUCGAGGAACCAAAGAUCUGCGACUGCACAGUAAUCGAUUGUCCUAAAGGGCCACGAGGGCCCCCAGGUGACGAUGGAAACAGUCCAACUGACGGACAUCCGGGAGAUAAUGGAAAAGAUGGAACUGAUGGUAUUUACCAAGUUGAUGAGCCAGAUUGUCCUCCAUGCCCUCAAGGUCCACCCGGAGAAGAUGGUCUUAGAGGCGAAGCCGGAGAACCUGGACGUCCUGGUACUCCCGGUGAUCCCGGAAGACCCGGAACGAACGAGCCCGGUGGAAUUGGAGCACGGGGCCCUCGAGGGCAAUCUGGUCGAACUGGUUCGAAAGGUGAUCCAGGAGAAGCUGGACAAGAUUUUGUUCAGCUAAAUGGUCUUCCUGGGCCAAAGGGUCUUCCAGGAUCAGUUGGAUUGCCAGGAGCCAGAGGAGAUCCAGGCAACAAUGGAAAACCUGCACCACCGGGUCCAGAAGGGUUCCCAGGUCCUGUUGGAGAUUUGGGCGAUGCAGGAGAAUAUGGCCUUCGUGGAGUGCCUGGGAGAAGAGGAAGUCCAGGAAAAGACGGUGGAUAUUGUCAGUGUCCACCACGAGAAGGUUCAUCAUUCUCUUCGUCCACUUCAACAUUGAAUCGUCAAAGUGUCAAAGUUUCCACAUCUAGAAACAGAUUAACAUCAAAUAACAAUGAUGCUGUAGACGAUUAUGAAGCCGAAGUAGAACGGCAUGUGACUCCCAGGCAGCAGCAACAGCAGCAACAACCAUUCCAAAGAAGACGAUGGCAGAAAACUAACCAACAAAACCAACGUGACAUGUACGUUAACCUACGAAAAAACACACACUCGGAUUUGAUUGAUGUCGGAGAAUCCAGCAUGAGGAGAUCUCCAAUGGCGCCAUUAAUUGCAUAUAAAGAUUCUAGAGAAGAAGGUCACACAAACCGAGUUGUAAUGCGGAAAACUUCAUAUGGAUCUAAAGCGAAUACAGUGGACUUUGAGCUACGAUAAUUCUGGUUAUGGUUUCUAAAUUCUUACUGUUUUUUUUCAAGUUUUUUCCUCUCUCACCAAAAUUCCAUAGUUGUGAUUUUACUAUUUUAUCACAACAUCAAAAUUUGUAUUCAUUGUUCCUCGAUCUUUAAAUAACUCAAACAACAUAAUAAAGACCUGAUACGUUUCUAGAAUAAA